Messenger RNA from Anisakis simplex (herring worm), 876 nucleotides. NCBI's taxonomy places the organism in Eukaryota, Metazoa, Nematoda, Chromadorea, Rhabditida, Anisakidae. The record is from the annotation of a GenBank genome assembly.
AUGUAUGAGGAGAAACUUAUCGCUGGAGUUGCUGCGCUAUGCAGCACAGCAGCUAUCGUUGCUUGCAUUAUUGUGAUACCAUCACUCUACAACACAAUCAGCGAAAUGCAAGAACAAGUGAUUGGUGGAGUUGAGGUAUUCCGCGUUGAGACCGAUACUGCAUGGAACGAAAUGAUGGACGUGCAGGUUCAAAUGACCACGCCCGGCAAACCGCGUGAGAAUCCUUUCGGCAGCAUCUUCCGUUCAAAACGUCAAAGCUUGAAUGGUCUUCCAGACUUCUGCGUUUGUGAAAUUCAACCACUCAGAUGCCCACCUGGACCACAAGGAGAACCUGGAGUGGCAGGAGACGAUGGACCACCCGGACCUCCCGGAGUACCAGGAGAGGAUGACCUUUCAACAUUCGCACCAAUCGAAUGUCCUGAAUAUCAGCCACCAUGCAUUCAGUGCCCAGCUGGAGAUGAUGGACCACCAGGACCUGAUGGACCAGCAGGCCCACCAGGACCAUUCGGCAAUGCCGGACAACGCGGACAGAGAGGUCCAUCUGGAGCACGUGGUAAACGUGGUGAAUUUGGUGAGGCUGGACCACAAGGAUUACAAGGACACAGUGGUCCAAGAGGCCCACCAGGCAAGAGCGCACAACGCAUCAUGGGCUUGCCAGGAUCAAAGGGACCAUCAGGACAAUCAGGAGUUCGCGGAAGAGCAGGACCACCAGGUGAACAAGGCCUCGAUGGCGCACCUGGAUUAGCCGGAAAACCUGGAGUCAACGGAUUGGCAGGUGUCCGAGGUAUCGAUGGUGCACCUGGAGAGUCAGGAAAGCCUGGACAAGUUGGCAAAGACGCUCAAUACUGUUCUUGCCCACCUCUCACAGAGGCAUAA